AGCUCUUUACUUUGUAAAAAAAAAGAUAAUAUUCGUUCAACUUACAUAUUAUAUUCGCUCACUUAAUAAAAAGUGGCACAAAAUAUUCCAAGUUUUGUUAAGCUUAGCCUUGUAAUAAAUGACCAAAACGACACUUACUGCCAUUUGUCCGAGAAAGUAGGCAGUAAAUAAGUGGUGCAGUACAGUCGCGCACACAAUUUGUUUGUGUUACAUCGCAAUUAGUGCACUCGGAAACAAACGAAUGCUGUUUACAAAACAAAUUGAUACAAAGUGAACGUCGGCUUUGAAUGUAACGCCGGCAUUAGCUCGGGGCAGGUUCAACAGACAUGGUGUUGUUGGCCACUUUGUUAGUGGCAUUGUUGUCCGCAUUGGCCAUGCUGAUCACGCCUCUCGAUGCUUACGAACCUCCGCGGACGGUUGUCAACGACAUAAGUUCUAAAAUGGGUGAUAUCAUGGUACAGUGCAGUAGAAAGAUGUUUCCAAAUUAUCAUGUGGAUCCAGACAUGGACAGCUUCUGGGACCCGAAUUACAAGGUGCAAGAGGUGCGACUGGGCUGCCUGGCCGUGUGCGGCAUGCGCUGGCUCCAGCUAACCCACAGCGACGGCCGCAUCAACGUUGCCAACGUGCGGCGCUUCCUCACCGCCAACGACGCCGACCCGAGCACUCGAUGGCAGCUGGAGCAGAUGUUCGUGACAUGUCACCAGAAUAGCGGGUUCGAGCAGCGCACGUGCAGCGCCGGCCUAACCGCGCUCCGCUGCUACCGCACCACCAUAGAGCAAUACGGCUGGGCACCGGGCAGCUACUGACUGCCGACCGUUCAACAUAAUUUCUGUCUGAUCAAUUACAUCAUGUCUGAAACAACUAGUGGUAGUUUUGUUGAGCUCCUGACGCC
Molecule: messenger RNA, 892 nt
Organism: Papilio xuthus (Asian swallowtail)
Lineage: Eukaryota; Metazoa; Arthropoda; Insecta; Lepidoptera; Papilionidae
Product: pheromone-binding protein-like
Exons: 3
Coding region: 327-806 (159 amino acids)
Molecular function (GO): odorant binding
Source: RefSeq, a predicted model, not a curated record